GUUUGUUAAAGUUGGAAGACUCUUCAACAAAAGAUGUUCAACCUUAAAUAUCCAAGUGUGUUCGUCUCCUGUAAGUGUGCUGCAGCAUGUUGUGCUUCCAUCUGUUCCUUUGUUCAGUCCUAAUCACCUGUUCAGGUGGGUUGUCCAGCCUGAUUGAUUUAUGUUCGACCUGUGUUUCAGUUUUUACAUAAAUGCGUGACAGUGACUUCAUUUUACUUUGUCAUGUUUUUCAGAGUAGAAAUUCUUCUAAUUUUGAGCUGAGUUGACAUAAAAUUAAAACUUUUACAAUUGGUUAUCUAAGUAUGUGAUAAGCCUAUCAUACUUUAAAGAAUGUCUUUUGUCAUCUCUAAGUUAAAGAGCCUCAGAGUAUCCCAUAUCCAGUUUUGGUUUGAAUACCAAAAAUUGCUAAUGGGGGUUCGGUUUAAUAGGUUUCUCAGAUAUUUUAGUAAAAACACUGAAUAUGGAACUUCAUAAAGACAAGAGCUUUGGACAGAACCAAACUGUAAGUACUGGGUACUGACAUCUACGACAUGAGACAUCUACCAAAAAUAAAUCUUAUUUAGACAAAUUGAGCAUAUUAUGCAUACAUUUAAAUUGGAUGAGGCUGUGUGGAGGUAUGAUUGUUGAGCUAUGCACAUGCAGAAGAAAAUAUAGCGCCAAAUGUGCAAUAUAAAUACUGAGAAAUAAUUAUCUAGGAAAUGGAGGGUUGGGUUUUUGCAUUUUGCUUUGUUUUUUUUUUUUACCAAUGGGAACCGCUUUAUAUCUUGGUCACACCCUGUCUCCAUAGUUGUCUUGUAUGGGAUGAGAGGAAGACAAAUUAGACCCUACCGGUGCAGGUACAUCAGAGGUGGGCAUGGCGAGUAGGUGGGGUCGCUGCUCUCCUGUCUGGAACAGAAAGCUCCGGGGCUCCAGAUCAGACCGGUGCGGAAACGAGCCAGCGAGGACUGCUGUCUGAAAAUAAGGAUUGUGAUCACUGAACAGCGCAUGAUCUCUCGUCAUGCACCGUGACAUCAGCCUCUCCCUCCUCUUAACACUGCUGCUUCUUCAAGUUCAGCAGGCCACCUCAGUGCAGGAGAUCCAAACCAGCCAUGAGAACAUCGGGAAGAUCAACUCAGCGGGAGAAAUGAUGCAGUGCUCAGCAGCAAUGGAUAUCCUCUUCCUCAUGGACGGUUCCUACAGCGUGGGGAAAGGCAGCUUUGAGAGGUCCAAACACUACGCACUCAAGCUCUGUCAAGCACUAGACAUCGCACCAGACAAGGCUCGAGUCGGCUUGAUUCAGUUUGGUUCAACUCCUCGGCUGGAGUUCACUCUGGACUCAUACACCACCAAACAAGAGCUGAAGAAGAACAUGAAGAAGGUUUCUUACAGGGGAGGCAGCACUCAGACAGGCCUGGCUCUAAAAUAUGUGCUGAAGAAGGGUUUCCCAGGCGGCCGCAACUCUUCCACUGCAGCCCAGAUCGUCAUCCUGCUAUCAGACGGGAGGUCUCAGGGCAACGCAGGGCAGGCGGCCGCACAGCUCAAAGAGACGGGCGUAGUCGUGUUUGCUGUGGGCAUUCGCUACCCCAGGUGGGAAGAGCUGCAUGCUUUGGCCAGUGAGCCGAUGGAAAGCCAUGUUUUCUUUGCAGAGCAUUUCUACGAUGCUGUUAAUGGCGUAUACACCACCCUGACCACCUUCUCUGUCUGCAAUGCAACACCUGCAGGCUGUCAGGUGGAGUCAUUUCCCUGUCAGAGGAAAACACUGGAGACGGUGAAAGAGCUGCAGGGGAAUUUCAUGUGCUGGAAAGGCUCCAAGGGGUAUUCCACAUACACGUCUCUCUGUCCACACUACAGGUACAACAAGGUGUACAAGAGACACCAGACAGUCUGCCAUCGGACUAUCUGUCCAGAUCCCUGUGACUCUCAGCCCUGUCUGAAUGGUGGCACAUGUGUAUCAGAAGGUAGAGAUGGUUACCACUGCGUAUGUCCACCUGGCUAUGGAGAAGACCCCCACUGUGCUCCUGCGUUAUCACUGGACUGCUCAGUAGAUCUGCUGUUCCUGGUGGAGGGCUCAGCCACACUCACCUUGGAAGGCUUCCUCCGCCUCAAGUCCUUCUUGAAACGCUUCCUGCGCACUGUGAUCGGGUCCGACAGCCCCAGUAAAGUCGGCCUGGCGGUGUUCGGUGGAGAGACCAAAGUCGUGGCCGAGGUGGACAAGUUCAAAGGGGACCCAAGGGGUCUGCUCAAGGCUGUCGAAGGGCUCGAACCAAUCGGUGGCGAGACCUUGACAGGCAAGGCGCUUCGCUAUAUCACACGCCACGGCUUUGUGAGCGCGCCAGUCUUUGCAGACGUCACGGACGACCUGCCUCGCGUGGUGGUGCUGCUCACUGGAACCCCUUCUGCUGACGAGGUAGUAGAGCCCUCUAAAUAUGCCCGAGACAGAGAGAUCUUCCUGAUAGGCGUGGGACCAGACUACUUAAAGGGACAACUAAAUAAUAUCACAGGAAAUCCCCAGAGGACUAUUACCUACACGCCACCUGAGUUCAGUGCCAAGAUCCCUGAGCUCAAGGCUAAGAUCUGCAGUGUGGACACUCAAGGUUGUCUGGGCCAAGCAGUAGACCUGGUGUUUGCCCUGGACGCCUCCGGUGGUGUCAGCCCUGACAACUUCGCCACCCUGCGUGACUUUGUGCGCAGCCUCACAGUCCAGUUUGACAUAAACCGCGACGUGGCUCAAGUUGCACUUGUGGCCUACGCUCGGAGAGCCACCACCGUCUUCAACCUGGACUCCCAUGAGAGCGGCUCCGCCAUCCUCAAAGCUGUAGGUGACGCCAGCUACAUGGGUGGAGUGGCUUCAACGGGCGCUGCUUUACUUCACAUCCACUCCAACGUCCUGACGGUGGCCAAAGGUGCGCGGCCCGGAGUCAACAAGGCCGUGGUGGUGGUGACGGACGGUUCAGGCGGGGACGACGCUGCUGUUCCAGCUCAGAAGAUAAGAGAUAAUGGAGUUUCACUGUUUGUGAUCGGUAUCGGAGAUGUACAGAGAGAGAGGCUGCUGCAGAUUGCCGGUUCAGAGGAGCACAUGAUCGCCGUGCAGUCUUAUGAGGAUCUCAAGUAUUUUGAGGAUGUGCUGGUGCAGAUGCUGUGUUCAGAGGUUAAAAAGCCGGUAAAUCUGUGCAAGCCCAACCCAUGUAUGAAUGAUGGGACCUGCAUCCUGUCCGGAGGGAGCUUCCGCUGCCAGUGCAAAGGCUAUGAAGGACCACACUGUGAAACAAGGAGCAGCAGGCCUUCAUCCCGAGGAGAUCUCCCGAGGCCGGCUGGUUUGAGGAAGAAGAGCAGGCAGAAGAAGAGUCACCAGGAGCUCCUGCAUCACUACAAACUGCACCGCAGGAGACAUGCUGCCUGAUGCACACAUACUACACACAGAAAUGGACAUUUAAGAACCAAGGAUGGUCGCGGGUAUGCAAUGGAUUAAAGGGAAUACUCAUGUUACCGUUUCAACAUUUAAACUUGCACUCAAACUUCAAUAAGUGCCUUCAGACUAUAUGUACUUUUACCGCAGUGUCUGUUUGUGUCCUAGUUUGUCACCGUGCAACUUUAUUCUGUUCUCUAUUCAAAGAUGUAAACUAUAUUAGAGUGUAUCUGUGUCAUGAACGUAUUAUUUCUGUUGUGUUAU
Molecule: messenger RNA, 3649 nt
Organism: Centropristis striata (black sea bass)
Lineage: Eukaryota; Metazoa; Chordata; Actinopteri; Perciformes; Serranidae
Gene: vwa2
Product: von Willebrand factor A domain containing 2
Exons: 14
Coding region: 998-3379 (793 amino acids)
Molecular function (GO): calcium ion binding
Source: RefSeq, a predicted model, not a curated record